This is a messenger RNA of Cavia porcellus (domestic guinea pig), 929 nucleotides long. RefSeq names its product late cornified envelope like proline rich 1 (gene Lelp1). The record is from RefSeq and is a predicted model, not a curated record. Bases 169 to 507 code for a protein of 112 amino acids. The transcript is spliced from 2 exons. Lineage: Eukaryota; Metazoa; Chordata; Mammalia; Rodentia; Caviidae.
AUGAUGUCACAGAUGGGCAUGUCCCUGCUCCACUCUUGGUGUCCUCAGAACUGGAUUGAGGAACUAGAGGGAAAAUCCACCUUCCCCAGCACAGCUGUACUAUCGAUCCCACUCUAUUACUUGUCAGGUUAACUACCAGCACAAAGGGGCCUGCGUAAUCCAGAAACGAUGUCAACUGAUGAUAAGAGUAAGCCUACAGACCCCAAGAAUGAGCCCAAGUACUGUGACCCCAGGUGUGAACAAAAGUGUGAGUCCAAAUGCCAGCCCAGCUGUUUAAAGAAGCUACUGCAACGCUGCUCAGAAAAGUGCCCAAAGCAGAAGUGUCCUCCACCACCAAAGUGCCCACCAUGUCCCCCGCCGUGCCCCUCGCCAUGUCCCCCACCAUGUCCACCAUGCCCCCCACCAUGUCCACCAUGUCCCCCACCAUGCAUCCAUCAGUGCCCUCACAGGCCUUGCUCCAAGCCCUGUCCACCUAAGUGUACCCCUGCCUGCCUACCUCCAGAGUGAGGCACCAUGGCUGCCACAACCCAACUACCACCACCAUGUACAACACCUGGGUUGGAACUAAAGCCAUGACCUGACAAGUAAAGGUGAUAUCCUGCUGUGCAUUACUUCCUUCUGUCUUGGUGGUUUUGCUUUCUUUUGUUGUUAUUUUACAGCAUGAAAGCAUCAAGAACCAAGUCAUAAGGAGUGAGGUCAGAGCUGCAGACCUCCACUAUCAAAGACCUUCAAGUCCUGGCUACCCUCUGUCCUUGUCUACAACUUAAGAGGGACCUGCCUCUCCUAAAGGAUAUACUGCAUGAACCCAGGCCCCUGGUAGAGCAGAGAUCGAUAAAGCAGCUGGUGAAAUGCAGGAACCCCAGGAAGUGAGAUGUAGACAGCCUGAGGGAAAAAGAGUGGGACAUUGGCAAAAGGCCCAGGAAGGCUCA